UCCCAGGUUGUACAUUCCUGCGUACAACUGAUCAAUCAUGGCUGCGUCGUCAUCUACGUUGAUUGGAUUGGAGGGAGAGCCAGUCUCAGGCCUGGGACUGCCUUUCUGUCCCUUCGACAUACGAGAUUGCCGUUUUGAUGGAGUUCUGGCGGCGGGGAUCUGGAGUAUCACCUCUUGCUGGCCGCAUUGGGCCCCUCGUCAGUUCGUCAGGCGACGGGUUUGGGU
Messenger RNA from Serpula lacrymans var. lacrymans S7.9, 225 nucleotides. RefSeq lists its product as uncharacterized. The record is from RefSeq and is a predicted model, not a curated record. Lineage: Eukaryota; Fungi; Basidiomycota; Agaricomycetes; Boletales; Serpulaceae. The annotation marks the transcript as partial. The transcript is spliced from 2 exons.